CGUAAGAUUUGUGUGCAUUUAGAUACAGUAAAGCUAAUUCGAAUGUAUCAAAAAGUUGUAGAAAUUGUUAGUAUUGACUCUGAUAAAAGUUUAGCAAGGAUUCUAAUGAAAUUUAUACAAAAUACAUUAAAAUUGAAUUUAAACUAUUAAGCUGGGAUUAUAAGUAUUGUGAUUAAGUUCAUUUGAUUUAGUUGUACACAGAUCCAUUACAAAUUACAUUUAUAUACUCUACAAGUACAGCAUUAAGUGGUAGUGUACAGUUUCUCGGUAGCAACUCUCAACCUAAGCUGAUGAGGGCUCGCUAAAAUGCUUGUGGCCACUGGGGAAAAAAAUGCCUAGACAGAAAUUUCAAUCAGCACUUCGUAAAGCUACUGAACGAUUCACCAUCACCAAUCCCUAAUUCGAAGAUGUCUCAAUAUAUAGGUAAAACCAUAUCCUUGAUCUCUAACAAGGGACUUCGUUAUGUUGGGAUUUUGGAUAAUAUUAAUGCUCAAGAUUCUACUGUAGCAUUAAAGUCAGUAAGAUUAUUUGGUACUGAAGGUAGAAUGGCUCAAGUUGGUAAUCCUCAUGCUGAAGUAUUACCAGGUACUGAAAUAUAUGAUUAUGUAGUUUUCAGGGGAUCUGAUGUUAAGGAUUUAUCAGUUUUAGAUACUCCACUUGAUCAAGUUAAACCUGAACCUUAUGUUGCUCCACCUACCGGUUACUAUCAAGCUCCACCCCAACCUCAAACUAGUGCUGCACCUCUGUCUAAUCAACAAUUUUCUCCUGCUACUACUACUACAUCAGCUCCAACUACGACCUCAAGUUCUGCCCCAGCUCCAGGUGCUGGUCCUGAAGCUGCCAUUCCUACUUCAACUUCAACUCAAGCUUCAACCCAGCCAGUUCCAACCAAGACAGAACAACAGGCUCCAUCUAAAACAACACAAGAAGCAGCAUCUGAAGGAUCAGCUCCAGAAGUUUCAAAGACAACUGAAAGAUCUAGUGAAGUUCCACAACCACAAUCUGAAUCUCGUCCUCGAGCAAGAAAGAACUCUAAAGCUCCAGAGAUUCCUGCAGAGGAAUUUGAUUUUGAAUCCUCGAAUGCUAAAUUCAGCAAGGAAUUAGAAAGUGAACGUGAGCUUGAGCAUACAGCUUAUAACAAGAGUAGUUCUUUCUUUGAUAAUAUAUCAUCUUCCAAUGAACAAAGAUCAUCUUUAAGAUGGUCAGAAGAGAAAUCACUUAACUUAGACACUUUCGGAGAAUCUUCUCUUCAUAAUGGUAGAGGAAGAGGCAGAGGUAGAGGAGGUCGUGGCUUCUACAGAGGUGGAAGAGGUGGAGGUCGUGGUGGACGUGGAGGACGUGGUGGUAGAGGGGGCCAAAGAAAUAAUGACUACAAUAGCAAGCCAGAAUGGGCAUAAUUUAGAAUCGAUUUCAGUAAUUCUUGUAUUAUAACGUUGGAUGAAUUUGUGUUUAUCAUUUUCAUGUUGCAUCACAUAUCUUUCACAUUCUUUCUUUUCAUUUUCUACAAAUUA
Molecule: messenger RNA, 1511 nt
Organism: Scheffersomyces amazonensis
Lineage: Eukaryota; Fungi; Ascomycota; Pichiomycetes; Serinales; Debaryomycetaceae
Exons: 1
Coding region: 408-1397 (329 amino acids)
Biological process (GO): P-body assembly; cytoplasmic stress granule assembly
Cellular component (GO): P-body
Molecular function (GO): mRNA binding
Source: RefSeq, a predicted model, not a curated record